UGCGCGACGCCGCUUUUCCUGCUCGUCGGCAUCAUCGGAAACGGGCCACAAGGCGUCGUAGUAACCAAGCCGAGUGGCUUGCUAGAAACCAGAAAUCAUAUUCUCCAAAAUAUUACGCCAAUAACUCGACUCAAAGCGCCUUUACUCCCUCAACGCUGCGCCGAGUUCGCGGUGGAAGGGAUUAAUCCACCUGAAGCAGCUCGCUCGGCUCGUUCCCUUCGUGUGAGAGUGAGGGUUUGUGCGCCUCAGAGCCGGUUUCUGAUGAUCCGGAUCACGCGGGGAACCGAAGAGUUUGCUUGAGGAUCACGCGGGGAACCGAAGAGCUCCAGGCUGAAGUUGAAGAGCAUGAAGACGGUUUUGGGGGGAGGUCUGAUCGUCGGCGCGAUCGAGAAUCGUCUGACGGCUGAAAUCGUGGCGACUUUCUGAAAUCCCGGAGGCAAACACGCCGACUUCUGCCCUUUAGAGAUGAUUAACAGCACGGUGGCUUUGAGGUUUGUCUCCUGAUGUCUCUGCAGCCCUUUAAAGACGUCCAGACCUCAGUGUGCUGAAGGUGUCCGGCUUGCACGAGGUAGUUGUAGAUGCAUCUGGACCAAGAUCAGCGGCUAGAGUUGUUUUUAACGGUAAUGCACAGAUGUAGCAUGCUUUCAAAAGGCUUUUAUAUUGUAAAAACCCAUGCAAUGUUUGCUAGCUGUGACCAACUAUUCCGGUAUGAACAUUUAUAAUCACUCCUGACUCUUUCUUUGAUUGCAUUCCCUUUAAUCUGGAUCCAAAUAUCAGCAUUUUCCCAUCACUGUAGCCUGAUUUCUUCAUGACACCCAUUGGGAUCUUCAGACACCCUUCCCUGUACAGGUGACCCGGCUUGUGUUCCAGUUAUGCUGCAACUUCAAGAGGGCGUUGAUUGGUGGCGGUCCCAUAGAGUUGGUUAAAGAUCUGAACUGGUGUCCGAAAGGCUGUAGGUAGCAACCCUACAAGAGGUUAACCAUCACCAUUGUGUCUUUGACCUCCACAGAGCCCAUCCCUGUAGAAAGUCCACUGACACUUUUGUGAAUGAUAGACCAUUGCAGAUCCCGAGAGCAUGGCGGAUAAGACGGCCCCCCGCUGUCAGCUGAGGCUGGAGUGGAUUCAUGGAUACAGAGGCCAUCAGUGCAGGAAUAACCUGUACUACACCGCGGGGAAGGAGAUCGUGUAUUUCGUGGCUGGAGUCGGAGUGGUUUACAGCACCAGAGAACACACACAGAAGUUUUUCUUGGGACACAACGACGACAUUAUUAGUCUAGCGCUGCAUCCGGAUAAGACCCAGGUGGCCACAGGUCAGGUUGGGAAGGAUCCGUAUAUCUGCGUGUGGGACUCGUACGCGCUGACCACCGUGUCCAUCUUGAGAGACGUUCACACUCACGGUGUGGCCUGUCUGGCCUUCGACGCUGAUGGCCAGCGUUUAGCGUCUGUGGGACUUGAUGCCAAAAACACGGUGUGCGUGUGGGACUGGAAAAAGGGGCGUGUCUUAGCCACCGCCACGGGACAUUCUGAUAGGGCAGGGAUCUUCAGCAUGCACUCAUGUGAGGAAGGAUUCGCCACCGGUGGGCGGGAUGGAUGUGUGAGGCUGUGGGACGUGGAUUUCAAACCCAUUACCAAGAUUGACCUCAGAGAGGCAGAACAAGGUUAUAAAGGUCUGUCCAUCCGCAGCGUGUGCUGGAGGGCUGACAGGAUCCUGGCAGGAACUCAAGACAGUGAGAUCUUUGAGGUGAUGGUGAGAGACCGAGAUAAACCGAUGCUGAUCAUGCAGGGUCAUUCAGAGGGGGAGCUCUGGGCCCUCGACCUGCAUCCCAAACAACCGCUGGCCGUCACCGGCAGCGACGAUCGAUCCGUACGACUGUGGAGUUUGUCCGAACACACGCUGAUCGCUCGCUGUAAUAUGGAAGAGGCCGUUCGCAGCGUUUCCUUCAACAACGACGGUUCCCAGCUGGCUCUCGGCAUGAAGGACGGCUCCUUCACUGUUCUUCGUGUCAGGGACAUGACGGAGGUGGUCCACAUCAAGGACAGGAAGGAGGUCAUUCACGAGCUCAAGUUCUCACCCGAUGGCUCUUACUUGGCCGUGGGCUCCAACGACGGGUUUGUGGACACCUACGCUGUGGCCCAACGCUAUAAGAAAGUGGGAGAGUGCAACAAGUCCACCUGCUUCAUAACACACCUGGACUGGUCCGUGGACAGCCGCUUCCUGCAGACCAACGAUGGAGCUGGAGAACGAUUCUUCUACAGGAUGCCUACCGGUAAAUUCAUGCCGAAGGAGGAAGCCAAAGGAAUCCACUGGAUGACGUGGACCUGCGUUCUCGGACCGGAGGUCAACGGAAUCUGGCCUAAAUAUUCCAACGUCAACGACAUCAAUUCUGUGGACGCAAACUACAGCAGUGCAGUGCUGGUGACGGGCGACGACUUCGGCCUCGUCAAACUCUUCCGAUUCCCUUGUCUUAAAAAAGCUGCCAAAUUCAAGAAAUACAUCGGCCACUCUGCCCAUGUGACCAAUGUGCGCUGGUCACAUGACCUGCAGUGGGUUCUGAGCACAGGUGGAGCCGAUCACUCUGUCUUCCAGUGGAGGUUUCUGCCGGAGGGAGUCAUGAAUGGAGUUCUGGAGCCGCUGCUGCAAGAUAGCUACGCUGACUCUAACAGUGGCGAAUCUGACUCCGACCUCUCCGACGUUCCCGAGCUGGACUCAGACAUUGAACAGGAAGCCCAGAUCAACUACGAGCGUCAGGUGUAUAAGGAAGAUCUUCCUCAGCUCAAGAAGAAACUGGCUGGAUCUCUGAAGAGGCAGAAAGCGCCAGACGAGGGGCUGCGCCUGCAGUUUGUCCACGGGUACAGGGGCUACGACUGCAGGAAUAAUCUGUUCUACACUCAGGCCGGUGAGGUGGUGUAUCAUGUGGCGGCUGUGGCUGUGGUGUAUAACAGACAGCAGCACACGCAGCGCUUUUACAUCGGUCAUGACGACGAUAUCCUGAGCCUCACUGUGCAUCCGCUCAAAGAUUAUGUGGCCACCGGACAGGUGGGUCGAGAUCCGGCCGUCCAUGUGUGGGACACCCAGACACUCAAGUGUUUAUCUCUGCUGAAGGGUCAACAUCAGCGCGGGGUUUGUGCUCUGGAGUUCACAGCGGAUGGCAAGAGUUUAGUGUCUGUGGGAAUCGAUGAAGACCACUCCCUAGUCAUCUGGGACUGGAAAAAAGGCGAAAAACUGGCCAAAUCCAGAGGACAUAAAGAUAAGAUCUUUGUGGUCAAAGGAAACCCGUUCCGCAUGGACAAACUGCUGACGGUGGGAAUGAAACACAUCAAGUUCUGGCUGCAUACAGGAGGAGGUUUAACAUUUAAAAGAGGCAUUUUCGGAAAUCUCGGCAAGCAUGAGACCAUGAUGUCCGCCUGCUAUGGACGCUCGGAGGACCUGGUGUUUUCUGGGGCGACGACGGGUGACGUGUACAUCUGGAAAGACACGACGCUCAUGAAGAGCAUCAAAGCUCACGACGGACCCGUGUUUGCCAUGUGCUCUCUGGACAAGGGUUUUGUGACGGGGGGUAAAGAUGGAGUUGUUGAGCUGUGGGACGACAUGUUCGAGAGAUGUCUGAAGACGUAUGCUAUCAAGAGGGCGGCGCUCUCGCCUUCAUCUAAGGGGCUGCUGUUGGAGGACAACCCGUCCAUCAAAGCGAUCACUCUGGGACACGGACACAUUCUGGUCGGCACCAAAAACGGAGAGAUCCUGGAGAUCGACAAGAGCGGCCCCAUGACUUUACUCGUACAGGGUCAUAUGGAGGGGGAAGUUUGGGGCCUCGCUGCUCAUCCACUGCUGCCCAUCUGUGCCACUGUGAGUGACGACAAAACGCUGCGGAUCUGGGAGCUUUCGGCCAACCAUCGAAUGGUGGCCGUCCGGAAACUUAAGAGAGGUGGUCGAUGCUGUGCCUUCUCGCCAGACGGAAAAGCCUUAGCGGUGGGUCUAAACGAUGGCUGCUUCCUGGUGGUGAAUGCAGACACGCUGGAAGACAUGGUGACCUUUCACCACAGGAAGGAGAUCAUCUCUGACAUCAGGUUCUCUCAAGAUGCUGGAAAAUACCUCGCUGUGGCCUCCCAUGACUCAUUUGUGGACAUUUAUAACGUUCUGACCAGUAAGCGGGUGGGCAUCUGCAAAGGAGCGUCCAGCUGUAUCACACAUGUGGACUGGGACGUCCGCGGAAAACUGCUUCAAGUCAACACUGGUGCCAAAGAGCAGCUAUUUUUUGAAGCUCCACGUGGAAGACGACAAACUAUCAGCAGUUCAGAGUUUGAGAAGAUGGAAUGGGCCACAUGGACGUCAGUGCUGGGUCCCACCUGUGAGGGCAUCUGGCCGACGCUCAGCUUCGUCAACGCCUCUUCACUUACCAAAGACAGGAAGCUGCUGGCCACUGGAGACGACUUUGGCUUCGUCAAGCUCUUCAGCUUCCCCUGCAAGGGUCAGUUUGCCAAGUUUAAAAAGUAUGUGGCUCACAGUGCCAAUGUGACGAACGUUCGAUGGUCCAAUGACGACGCGAUGCUGCUGUCGGUGGGCGGGGCCGACUCGGCCCUCAUGAUCUGGGCGAGAGAGGGGAUUGGUCCACGCGAGAGCAAAGCCGUGGACAGCGAGGAAUCAGACGACGACGCUGAGGAGGAUGGAGGGUACGACAGUGACGUCGCUCGGGAAAAGAGCAUGGAUUACACGACGAAGAUCUACGCUGUCAGUAUACGGCAAAUGACAGGCGUGAAACCACACCAACAACAGAAGGAGAUCCUAGUAGAUGAGCGGCCUCCAGUGAGCCGCGCCGCGCCGUUACCUGACAAACUGGUGAAGAACAACAUCACAAAGAAGAAGAAGAUGGUCGAGGAACUGUCUCUGGAUCACGUGUUUGGCUACAGGGGCUUUGAUUGUCGAAACAACCUUCACUACCUCAAUGAUGGAGCUGACAUCAUCUUCCACACAGCCGCCGCUGCUGUUAUUCAGAACCUCUCUGCUGGAACUCAGAGCUUUUAUCUGGAGCACACGGAUGACAUCCUCAGUCUGACUGUCAAUCAACAUCCCAAAUAUCUCAACAUCAUCGCCACCGGUCAGAUCGGCGACUUCGCUGAUCUGGCAGGCCUGGCGCCGUCCAUUCACGUGUGGGACGCCAUGAGCAAGCAGACGCUGUCGGUGCUGCGCUGCUCUCACGCUAAAGGGAUCGGAUACGUCAACUUCAGCGCCACAGGAAAACUGCUGCUGUCUGUGGGAGUGGAUCCGGAGCACACCAUCACUGUGUGGAGAUGGCAGGAAGGCUCUAGGGUUUGCAGUAAGGGCGGUCACAGCGACCGGAUCUUCGUGGUGGAGUUCAGGCCUGACUCGGACACUCAGUUUGUGUCGGUGGGGAUCAAACACAUCAAGUUCUGGACGCUGGUGGGAGGCUCUCUGCUCUACAAGAAAGGUGUGAUCGGAGCGGUGGAGGACGGGCGCAUGCAGACCAUGCUGUCUGUAGCCUUUGGAGCCAAUAACCUGACGUUCACGGGGGCCAUAAACGGUGACGUGUACGUGUGGCGGGAGCAUUUCCUGGUGCGUGUGGUGGCUAAAGCUCAUACAGGACCAGUGUUCACCAUGUACACCACGCUCAGAGACGGACUCAUCGUGACCGGAGGCAAGGAGAGACCGACUAAAGAGGGCGGCGCUGUGAAACUGUGGGAUCAGGAAAUGAAGAGAUGUAGAGCGUUUCAGCUGGAGACAGGACUUCCUGUUGAGACGGUCAGAUCUGUGUGCAGAGGAAAGGGAAAGAUCUUGGUGGGAACGAAGGAUGGCGAGAUCAUCGAGGUGGGAGAGAAGAACGCCGCCUCCAACACCAUGAUCAACGGACACACGCAGGGACGCAUCUGGGGUCUGGCCACACACCCCUCCAAAGACGUCUUCAUUUCUGCCAGCGAUGAUGGAACCAUCCGCAUCUGGGACCUGGCGGAUAAGAAACUCCUGAAUAAAGUCAGUCUGGGUCAUCCGGCAAAGUGCACAGCGUACAGUCCGAACGGUGAGAUGGUGUCCAUCGGGAUGGAGAACGGAGAGUUCAUCGUGCUGCUGGUGAAUUCUCUGACCGUAUGGGGCAAGAAUUGUGUGACAGAGACAAAGAAAGUGAGUCAUAUUUAUCAGCUUUGGAAAUACAUUACCGCAAUGCUGAUCAUCUGA
This is a messenger RNA of Sinocyclocheilus grahami, 6184 nucleotides long. Its product is annotated as EMAP like 6. Bases 1076 to 6184 code for a protein of 1702 amino acids. NCBI's taxonomy places the organism in Eukaryota, Metazoa, Chordata, Actinopteri, Cypriniformes, Cyprinidae. The record is from RefSeq and is a predicted model, not a curated record. The transcript is spliced from 37 exons. Gene Ontology annotation, molecular function: microtubule binding.